UCGAUCAUGGCGUCGCCGUCUAAGAGUAGUAGCAAUAUGGUGAAAUUGAAGGCCUCCGAUGAUAAAACUUUCGAGGUGGAAGAGGCGGUGGCGGUGCAAUGCGGAACCCUAAAGAACAUGGUUGAUGACGGAUACGGAAACGACACGAUUCCCUUGCCAAACGUGGACGGCAAGAUCCUGGGGAUGGUGUUGGAGUGGUGCAAGAAGCACGUGGACGACAAAAUCACCAAGGAUGAACUCAGCAAGUACGAGGACGAGUUUGUCGAGGUUGACCAGGUAGAUCUCUAUGAUCUCCUAAUGGCUGCAAACUAUCUCCUCAUCCAGGGCUUAUUGGACCGAGUCUUGAAGAGGGUUGCUGAUUUGAUUAAAGGAAAACAGCCUGAAGAAAUUCGCAAAAUCUUUAACAUCAAGAACGAUUUCACUCCUGAAGAAGAGGAAGAAAUCCGCAAGAAAAAUGCUUGGGCAUUUGCUUGA
Corylus avellana is the source of this 474-nucleotide messenger RNA. NCBI's taxonomy places the organism in Eukaryota, Viridiplantae, Streptophyta, Magnoliopsida, Fagales, Betulaceae. The record is from RefSeq and is a predicted model, not a curated record.